CUUUUGGUUUCUUACUUGCUUAGGAAGGGACUACUAUUAUAGCUUCUUUUGCUUUUUCCCACACCUUCACACAACCCUUGCAUUUGCUGCAUUGCAUUACUCUCAAACGUUUCUGACAACAAGGUGCAUUUGAAGAAGAAUGGCAGGAGGAGGAGCUGCACCACCACCUAAGCAGGAUGAGCUUCAGCCACACCCUGUGAAAGAUCAGCUGCCAAAUGUUUCAUAUUGCAUCACAAGUCCCCCUCCAUGGCCGGAGGCUAUACUGCUUGGUUUCCAACAUUACUUGGUGAUGCUUGGCACAACUGUUUUGAUUCCCAGCGCUCUAGUUCCCCAGAUGGGAGGAAGAAAUGAAGAGAAAGCAUUGGUGAUUCAGACUCUGCUGUUCGUGGCUGGCAUAAACACACUGUGCCAGACAUCGUUUGGGACUCGUUUACCUGCAGUUAUGGGAGCAUCAUAUACCUAUGUGCCAACUACCAUUUCAAUUAUUUUGGCUGGUCGCUACACGGACAUUGUGGAUCCUAUAGAGAAAUUUGCGAGGAUAAUGCGUGGAACGCAGGGCGCGAUUAUGAUUGCUUCAGCCCUCCAGAUUAUUCUUGGCUUUAGUGGCCUGUGGCGAGUUGUAGUGAGGUUCUUGAGCCCUCUCUCGGCUGUUCCCUUGGUUGCUCUGUCUGGCUUUGGACUUUAUGAGUUGGGCUUUCCUAUGCUUGCAAAAUGUGUGGAGAUUGGGCUACCACAAAUCAUAAUCCUACUAGCAUUUUCACAGUACAUUCCUCAUCUGAUGAAAGGAGAUAAGCAUAUCUUUGAUCGAUUUGCAGUUAUAUUCUCAGUCGCAAUUGUGUGGCUUUAUGCUUACAUUCUCACCGUGGGUGGAGCUUAUAAAAAUGCAGAGCAGACAACUCAGGAUACUUGCAGAACUGACCGUGCUGGAAUCAUAGGUGCCGCACCAUGGAUUAGAGUUCCAUAUCCUUUCCAAUGGGGAACUCCAACAUUUCAUGCUGGCGAGUGUUUUGCUAUGAUGGCUGCUUCAUUUGUUGCUCUAGUUGAGUCAACUGGUGCUUUUAUUGCUGUUUCAAGGUAUGCAAGUGCAACUCCAGUGCCACCUUCGGUUCUUAGCCGUGGUGUUGGUUGGCAGGGAUUAGGAAUUCUCAUAUCUGGGGCAUUUGGGACAGGGAGUGCAUCAUCAGUUUCUGUAGAGAAUGCUGGACUCUUAGCUUUGACACGAGUUGGUAGCCGAAGAGUUGUUCAAAUAUCAGCUGGAUUCAUGAUCUUUUUCUCCAUACUCGGAAAAUUUGGAGCUGUGUUUGCUUCAAUCCCUAUGCCAAUUGUUGCAGCUUUGUAUUGCCUUUUCUUUGCCUAUGUUGGUUCUGCAGGCCUCAGUUUCCUUCAGUUUUGCAAUUUGAACAGCUUCAGAACUAAAUUCAUCUUGGGAUUCUCCAUUUUCAUGGGCUUCUCUAUACCACAAUACUUCAAGGAGUACACAGCGCUAAAGCACUAUGGUCCUGUACACACCCAUGCUAGAUGGUUCAAUGACAUGAUCAAUGUCCCUUUCUCAUCAGAAGCAUUUGUUGCUGGAUCAUUGGCACUGUUCUUGGAUGCCACAUUGCGCAAGAAUGACAGCCAAACUCGUAAAGACAGAGGUGCGCACUGGUGGGACAGGUUCAGAUCAUACAAGACAGAUACAAGAAGUGAGGAGUUUUACUCCCUACCCUUCAAUCUUAACAAGUUCUUCCCUUCUGUGUGACUGGAUUGGUGAAGUCAUAAGACAUGCACUCUACAAAGUCUCAUUGUGGGUACUACAUGUUAUCUAGCUUGGAAGUCUUCAAUAUCUUCAUUCUUAACCGUUAAUCAAUGUUGUAAAUGAAUACCUUUGUUUUUGCCUCAGCUUCUUUGCUGUGAAGCUAAUAGCUAAUUCUCUGCCCUUUAACUUCUUAGAAA
Messenger RNA from Lotus japonicus, 1935 nucleotides. Its product is annotated as nucleobase-ascorbate transporter 6-like. Gene Ontology annotation, biological process: transmembrane transport. Gene Ontology annotation, molecular function: transmembrane transporter activity. Bases 140 to 1741 code for a protein of 533 amino acids. Gene Ontology annotation, cellular component: plasma membrane; plasmodesma. The record is from RefSeq and is a predicted model, not a curated record. Lineage: Eukaryota; Viridiplantae; Streptophyta; Magnoliopsida; Fabales; Fabaceae. The transcript is spliced from 15 exons.